Sphaeramia orbicularis (orbiculate cardinalfish) is the source of this 846-nucleotide messenger RNA. It is a transcript of the gene colec10, whose product is annotated as collectin sub-family member 10 (C-type lectin). Gene Ontology annotation, molecular function: growth factor activity. The record is from RefSeq and is a predicted model, not a curated record. Gene Ontology annotation, biological process: ossification. NCBI's taxonomy places the organism in Eukaryota, Metazoa, Chordata, Actinopteri, Kurtiformes, Apogonidae. The coding region runs from base 1 to 846 and encodes 281 amino acids. The transcript has 7 exons.
AUGGCAAGAAGACAAAGUAUGGGACUCCUGGGGAUCUGCAUUUGUGCAUUUGUGUGCAUCCGCCUCUCUGCUUCCAUUGAAGUAUGCACCAAUUCCUUUGUACCUGGAGCUAAAGGAGAUCAAGGUGUGGUUGGAGAUGAGGGAGAUGAAGGAAGAGUGGGGAAGAAUGGACCACCUGGACUUCCAGGAGCACCAGGAGAACCAGGGCUUAAUGGAGACAUUGGCCACACAGGAAAGAUGGGGCCUCCUGGAGACAAAGGUGAUAAAGGUGAUGCAGGCAUGGGCGGCCCCUCUGGUUUAAAAGGAAAACCAGGCACAACAUGUGACUGUGGCCGGUACAGGAAAGUGGUUGGACAACUGGAUAUAAAUGUCGGCAAACUGAGGAAUGCUGUCAAGUUCUUGAAAAACAUUAUCUUGGGCCUCAGAGAAACAGAGGAGAGGUAUUAUCUUCUUGUAAAAGAGCCUAAGAUGUUCAGAGAAGCGUCAAUGAACUGCAAGCUAAGAGGGGGUACCCUGGCCAUGCCGAAGACCACUGACACCAACCGUGUCAUGUCAGACUACAUCAGCCAGGCAGGUCUAACUAGAGUCUACAUAGGGGUGAAGGCUCAAAGCAUGGACACAGAUGGAACAAGCGGGUAUAUUUAUGCAGACUCCAGCCCUUUACAGGGGUUUGCAGCUUGGAGUCAAGAGGAGGCGCUAAAUUCUCCCUCCACAAACUCAAGCUGCGUGGAGCUGCUCAGCUCAGGAACAUGGGGUCAAGUAGACUGCGAGGCCACGAUGUUUUUUAUCUGUGAGUUCCCAAAGAGUGGAGGAGGAGCAAGAGGGUCAUCAUCUAUGGUAUCAUGA